AUGGUCUUACGAGAAUUCUUCGACGCCAAGAAGGAGAAGCUCGACGCAGGCUUCGAGAGUCCCGAUGCCUUCGAGAAACAACAGGAUUGCUUAUCCUGUCGAGUAUUAGGCUCAACGGCGUUCGUGUCUUUGGGUGGCUAUACUUAUUUCUCCGGCAUGCAGCAGCUCCGAGCCCAGCGAACAGCCAUCGAACUCAGCAAGUCGAAAUACAAGUACGGUUCCCGGCAGUUGGGUAUUAUCACCCUGUCCGCCACCUUGGUCAGUCUGGGGUUCUACCGAAUGCUCAAUUGA
This is a messenger RNA of Exophiala bonariae, 291 nucleotides long. RefSeq lists its product as uncharacterized. The record is from RefSeq and is a predicted model, not a curated record. NCBI's taxonomy places the organism in Eukaryota, Fungi, Ascomycota, Eurotiomycetes, Chaetothyriales, Herpotrichiellaceae. The transcript is spliced from 2 exons. The coding region runs from base 1 to 291 and encodes 96 amino acids.